Molecule: messenger RNA, 3345 nt
Organism: Homarus americanus (American lobster)
Lineage: Eukaryota; Metazoa; Arthropoda; Malacostraca; Decapoda; Nephropidae
Gene: alpha-Man-IIb
Product: alpha-mannosidase 2-like
Exons: 5
Coding region: 30-3044 (1004 amino acids)
Biological process (GO): protein deglycosylation; mannose metabolic process; N-glycan processing
Cellular component (GO): Golgi membrane
Molecular function (GO): carbohydrate binding; alpha-mannosidase activity
Source: RefSeq, a predicted model, not a curated record
ACUGUUUUCUUUGUCCGCAGGUAUUUUUGAUGCCACACUCGCACAAUGAUCCAGGAUGGUUGAAGACCUACGAGGAGUACUACUUCCACCAGACGAGCAAGAUCCUCCAGAACAUGAUAGAAAAACUCAGAGUACAUACUAACAUGACUUUUAUAUGGUCAGAGAUUUCCUUCCUCUCUCUCUGGUAUGAAAGGGCGCACCCGACGUUGAGACAGCAGCUCAAGGACUUGGUGUCGUCGGGCCGCCUGGAAAUAGCCACAGGCGGCUGGGUGAUGACGGACGAGGCGAAUGUCCAUCUCUAUGCCAUGCUGGACCAACUGAUUGAAGGUCACCAGUGGUUGUCUAACAUCCUUGGAGUCCGGCCAGUCAGUGGUUGGUCAGUGGAUCCUUUUGGCCAUGGAGCAGCUGUACCAUAUCUAUUACAAGAGUCAGGUGUGAAGGCCACUGUUGUCCAGAGGAUACACUAUGCUUGGAAACAGUGGUUGGCUGAACAACAGCUUGGAGAUUUCCAGUGGAGACAAGUAUGGGACUCUACUGGAGAAAAUGACAUCCUCUGUCAUAACCGACCUUAUGAUAUAUACUCUAUCAAACAUUCCUGUGGCCCACAUCCUCAGAUUUGCCUUGGAUAUGACUUCCGGAAGGUGCCUGGGGAAUACACAGAAUACACCAUAAAAUCUGUACCUAUAGAUGACCACAAUGUAAAGAAAAAGGCAGAGCUACUUUUGGAACAGUAUGGUCGCACAGGGUCACUCUAUCCUCAUAAUGUGGUUCUUGUCCCCAUUGGUGAUGACUUCCGCUACGAUCACGCAUCAGAAUGGGACCAACAGUACAAUAGUUAUCAACGUCUUUUGACCCACAUCAAUGGUGAUCCUAAAUAUCAUGCCUCUAUCCAGUUUGGAACACUAAAAGACUAUUUUGCUGAAGUACAAAAUCGGAUGCGUGAUUAUCCAAGCCUUCAAGGGGACUUCUUUGUUUAUAGUGAUAUCUUUAGUGAAGGGCGUCCUGCGUACUGGAGUGGCUAUUUCACAACUAGACCUUAUUGGAAGGUGCUUGAUCGACAGUUAGAAGCUUCAUUACGUUCUGCAGAGAUCUUGUACACUUGGGCAUAUGCCUGGGCUAAGCAAGAAGGCCAGGCUAGAGUGGUGCAGUUGUUAGAAAAGGAUUAUGAAAAAUUAGUGCGCGCUAGACGAAAUUUAGGUCUAUUCCAGCAUCAUGAUGCCAUCACAGGGACAUCUAAAGCUUAUGUGAUGCACGACUAUGCCAUUAAGCUUCACGAGGGCUUGCACGAUACAUUAGCUCUGGCUGGUGAAGCAGCUGAAGCAUUGCUUCUCACACCAGCUGCAAUGGCUGCUUUAGAUCAUCGGGCUGCACCCCUGCAUCAUCUUCAUCCAGAUUUUGAACGUUCAACAUAUGAGCGGUUACCUCGCAAGUUGCCGUUAGCUAUACCACGUGAUCAGCCUCGCCUUAUAGUAAUGUUCAAUUCUCUGGGACAACGACGCUAUGAAGUAGUCAAAGUUUUGGUAACUGCUCUUGCUAUCAGAGUGACUGAUGAACAUGGUCAUGAAGUGCCUAUCCAGAUUAAUCCAGUAUGGAAUGAUACUGGAAAUGGCAUGGCUAUCCUGUCUACCCAAUUUGAGUUACUCUUUGUAGCAGACUUGCCAGCACUGAGUGUGAUUACCUACAGUAUUCACCACACAUCUCGACCCACCACAGACCUGCGUGCAUCUGUGUAUUCCAAUAAUUAUGCUCCAGCACCUGAUCAAAAUUACUCUCCACCAUUUGAAGCACGUGAUGUUUUGCCAGGUGAUAUCCAACUUGAGAGUGACCACCUCAAGCUUUUGUUUGACGGUACAACAGGAAUGUUACGUUCCAUUACAGAUAAGAUCAGUGGUCGUGUCACACAGACUGCAGUUCGUUAUGCUGCAUACCCUUCUGCACAGUUUAAAUCAGGGGCUUAUUUAUUUAAGCCUGAUCCUAAUGCACGAGAACCCGAGGAAGAUGUAUUGGCAGGUGCCAAACCACGUCUCUUCAUUCAUUCUGGUCCUGUGGCAUCAGAAUUAAGUGUAAUGUUUGGUACAGUAUUAAUGCACACAACCCGCAUACUUCAUGUGACGCACCAGCCUCUUGCAUCCGCUGUUUAUAUGGAAAAUGUGUUUAACUUAGGUGCCCGUUACAAUAGUUCAGAGACACCUGGAUUCCCUCCACAUUUCCGUGAAACGGAAAUGUUUAUGCGCAUCAUGACAGAUAUUGAUAAUGGUGCAGAACCUACCUUUUACACAGACCAAAGUGGUCUCCACAUGCAAAAACGUGUACGUGUUCAACGCAUUGGUAUCCAAGGCAAUUACUUCCCAAUUACUUCAGCUGCUAUGAUUGAGGACAAUGGUCCUGGACGGCGGCUCACACUUCUCACAGACCAUGCUGCGGGAGCUGCAGCUUGGCAACAGGGCUGGCUUGAAGUUAUGGUGGAAAGAAGGACCUUCUAUGAUGAUGCACGUGGUAUGGGUGAGGGAGUGACAGAUCAGAAACGCACUGUAGGGCGAUAUUGGCUGUUAGUUGAGGAUACACAAGGCCCAGAACCAGUAGCUCGUCUUUCCCUUGCAGCUCAUCACCUAGCUAAUGAUCUCAACUAUCCAACUACUCAACUCAUCAACGAAGGUCUUGAUGCUGAUCAACUGAAUUCUGGGGCCCAUCUCAUAACUCGUCCACUGCCUUGUCCACUACACCUGAUGACAUUACGCACCUUGCCAGAGCCACAAUACCCAAGUUUGUUACCAUCCCGGACCACACUGAUGAUCAUUCAGAACCAGUCACCAUCCUGCACAACCUCUGCUUCUGUCUCAACCUGCAAUGGACUAGCUGAUUCCCCCUUUCCUGGCACUGAAUUCACAUUGCAAGUUGCCAACAUGCAAAAAACUUCUCUGACAGCAACUAGUAGCAAAGGACCCCUAGCAACCUUACCAGACUUAAUUGUUCCUCACCACAGGCUUAGGGCUGUUAGUUUAACCUUCCCCCAGCCACCUACUCCCCCUCCACCUGCUGAAUAAACUAUUACACAUCUUUAAUAAAAGCCUGUUAUUCCCCUGGAAUAUCUCCUACUUUUCUGUACUAUUUUCCUUGUGUGACUCUACUUGGGCUGGCAUCUAUGAAACAACUUCACUGGGGCUCUUUGCAUUCUAGGUGUAUUUUUUAACUACAGAAUUACAUUCCACCAAAUCUGAAGAAACCAAAGUAUAUUGCAUCAUGUAACAUGUUUUACUGUAUUAGCAAAACCUGUUAAUAUAAUUUUUAUAUGUAUAGUUUAUUUGGAAGGAAGUUUUGAAGAAAUUAAAAUAAAAAUAAACAAAA